AUGCACCAUUUAUCAAUUAUAGCCAUUCUGGAACCUUUCUCAGAUAGUGUUAAUAUUCAAAGCUUCAAAGUGCAAUUGAACAUGGACAAUGCUACUAGUAAUUGUAAUAGUAAGAUUUGGGUUUUUUGGAACAAUGAUAUUGACUGUAAUAUUCUUGAUGAAGAUGAACAACAAAUUACUUGUGACAUGAAACACAAUGAGUUAAAAUACCAAUUUACUAGUACGUUUAUCUAUGCAAAAUGCAAAGAGUACCUUAGGAGACCUUUAUGGGAUAAAUUGCUUCAUCAUGCCUCAGUAAGUACCAAUCCUUGGUGUGCUGUGGGGGAUUACAAUGUUAUAUUUGAUGUUGAUGAAAAAUUAGGAGGUCUGCCUUACAAUAUGAGGAAGAGUAUGGAUUUCAUUGCUCUCAUUGAAGCAUGUGGUCUUGUAGACAUAGGUUUCAGUGGACACAGAUUCACUUGGUCUAAUAAGAGGGGUUUUAAUAACAGAAUUUGGAAGAGGCUAGACAGGGCCCUGGUUAAUGAUUUAUGGUUAGAAAAGAUGCCUCAAACCACCAUAACUCAUUUAUCAACUACGGGAUCAGAUCAUUGUCCUUACCUAUUGGAAAUGGUAUCCACUGAAGUCGACCGCAUUAAAUAUUUCAGAUUCCUUAACUGUUGGGUUGAUAAUCCCAAUUUCAUGCUUACUGUUAAAAAUUGCUGGGAUAGACCUAUGGAAGGUAAUGCUAUGUGGAAGUUUCAUCAGAAAAUGAAAAGAUUAUCAAAUACUCUUAGUGUUUGGUCUAGAAAUGAAUUUGGGGAUAUUUUUCAAAAAGUUAGGAUGUAUGAGGAACAAGUGCACGAAGCAGAAGAAAACUACAUCCGGGACCAAACUGAUUCAAAUAGGAUUACUCUCCAUGAACUCAAUGCUCAAUAUAUCAAAUUCCUCAAGAUUGAGGACACUAUAUUGAAACAGAAAACUCAGCUUCAAUUGUUUAAAGAUGGUGACACCAACUUCAAAUAUUUUCACUCCAUCAUAAGGGCAAGGAGGAGGAAAUUAUUUAUUCACAAAAUUAUCACAGAAAAUGGUGAUUGGAUACAAGGUGAGAACAAUAUUGCUCAAAAUGCUUGUGAUCACUUCAAUGCCAUUUUCACAAGUGAGAAUAAGCACAUUAAUGAACAAAACCUGGAAUGCAUUCCAAGAAUGGUCAAUAAGGAUCAAAACACUCAGCUUACAAAGUUACCCGAUAUGGAUGAGCUUAAAGAGGUAGUAUUUUCCAUGAAUCCUAACUCUGCAGCUGGUCCUGAUGGUAUGAAUGGGUACUUCUUUAAAAAAUGCUUGAACAUUAUCAAGAAUGAUUUGGUAGAAGUACUUCAUCCUUUUUUCAGUGGCCAAAUGAUUCCUAAGUACUUCUCUCAUUCUUGUAUUGUGUUGCUCCCUAAAGUGAAUAAUACAAACAAGCUUACUGAGUUUAGGCCAAUUAGUCUGAGUAACUUCACUAGUAAGAUUAUAUCUAAACUAGUAAGUAACAGACUUAGUCCUAUCCUUCUGUCCUUGAUUUCUACCAAUCAGUCUGGCUUUGUGAAAGGGAGAAGUAUUUCUGAAAAUAUUAUGCACGCCCAGGAAAUCAUUCACCAAAUCAAGAAACCCAACAUUGGAAGUAAUGUAAUUAUUAAAUUAGACAUGGAAAAAGCUUAUGACAGGGUUUCUUGGUCAUAUAUUUGCUUGGUUCUAAGAAAAAUGGGGUUUAAUGAGGUGUUUAUUGAUAUGGUUUGGAGAAUCAAGGCCAACAAUUGGUACUCUAUUAUUGUCAAUGGCAAAAGGUAUGGUUUCUUCCGCUCUACUAGAGGCCUCAAAUAA
This is a messenger RNA of Solanum lycopersicum (tomato), 1839 nucleotides long. RefSeq lists its product as uncharacterized. Lineage: Eukaryota; Viridiplantae; Streptophyta; Magnoliopsida; Solanales; Solanaceae. The record is from RefSeq and is a predicted model, not a curated record. Gene Ontology annotation, molecular function: RNA-DNA hybrid ribonuclease activity; nucleic acid binding.